Molecule: messenger RNA, 2037 nt
Organism: Portunus trituberculatus (swimming crab)
Lineage: Eukaryota; Metazoa; Arthropoda; Malacostraca; Decapoda; Portunidae
Product: RNA-binding protein 42-like
Exons: 8
Coding region: 116-1939 (607 amino acids)
Molecular function (GO): mRNA binding
Source: RefSeq, a predicted model, not a curated record
CAGAUGUAAACACUAAACACAAGGUGUGAGACGAGCCGUGGCCUGGGACUUCGCUAGGCAUCUGUUUUUCAAGUUUCUACAGAUUUUUCAUCGGUCCCUGCCAAAUAUUUUAACCAUGGCCAAUCACAAUGACAAAAGAAGACAGCUGGAUGACGAAAUGUCGCGGUUUGAGGCAGAGAUAUCUGGUCCUCCUGGCAUUGGGGGUGUGCCGCCCCUCCAGCCCCCGCCGCCACCACCCCGCACUGUCAUUGGCUCCAACACCUUCACACAGAUCCAGCAGCAGCUGCAGCAGCAACACAUUGAGCCACCUGGCACCACUGGCAGCCCUCACAGUGCCGGAAUGUCUGGCCUACCAGCGCCCCCUGGUCCUCCUGGACACCCCGGGCCACCAGGACCCAGGCCACCCGGCACCACCAAUGGCAGCAGUGGUGUGCCACCACUGCCGCCGCCCCCACCACCACCUGGGGGAUUCAUCGGCUCUGAUGUGGGUCCCAGGCAGCCCCCACCUGGCCCCUGCAGUGUGCCACCACAGCAGCAGCAGCAGCAACAUCAGCAGUCACAGCAGCAACAGCAGCAGCAGCAGCAGCAGCAGCAGCAGCAGCCGCAGCCACAUAGGCCUCCACCACCACCACCACCGGGCUUCAUUCCACCACAGCUGAGCCGCCAACAGCUUCCUCCCAACAUGAUGGAGGACGGGUCUCACCAGAUGGGUCCCAUGAUGGGGGGUGGACCUUCAGGCUUCAUGAGACCUCCAGGGCCCCCUAGACACAUGGGGCCACCAGGACCCCCCAGACACCCUGGGAUGCCUGGCCCUCCCAGGCACCCAGGGCAACCCAGGCACCCUGGCCCACCUGGCCCUCCAGGAUUUGGUGGCCCCCAGCACGGCCCACCUAGACCAGGUCCUCAUGGUCCUCCUGGCCCUGACCAGGGACACCAUGGCCCACCCAACCAUAAUGCCCCUGGCAUGGGACCACAAGGGCCACCCAUGCAUGGCCCCCCAACUGGCCACGGCCCUUCCACACAGAACUUUGGGCCCUCAGGCCACAACCAGAUGCCUUCCAACCCCACUGGCUCCCUGCUGGGAGGGCCAGGUGGUCUCCUACCCCCUGGUGUUGGCCCCCUUAGGGGUCACCCUCCUCCCCCACCCCCUCCCCCUGGAGUACUUCAGGCGCAGCAGCAGCAACAGCAUGGCCCAAACCUUCCUGGCACUCCCUUUGUGCCUCCAAUCAUCUCCAAGCCACCGGCCAUCAUCAGCUCGGCCCCCAAGCUGUACAGCUCCCAGCCGGUGAAGCACGAGGCCAAGCCAGCUGACCUGCCACCACCUGUCAUCGGCGUGAGUGUGCCGCCACCUGCUAUGGUGCCACCUGACUCCGGCCCAGAGCCAAAAAAGAAGAAGAUGAAGCCAGACAUCCCCAACACACCAGCGCAGACAGCAGCAUUCCUGACUCAUGCACAGGAGAUGGCAGAGAAGGUGCGAGCCAGUACAGUGACAACAGUGGCCCGGCCUGAGGGACUGAAUCCCCCACAGGCCGAGGAGAAGAAAAAGGAAGGAAAGUCACGUAACAAGAAGAAUCUGAGGUGUGCAGGAGGCCAGAUCUGGGAGGACACUUCACUGGGGGAAUGGGACCAUGACGACUUCCGGAUCUUUUGUGGUGACCUUGGCAACGAUGUGACGGAUGAGCUGCUGACACGGUACUUCAGCCACUUUGCCUCCUUCGCCAAGGCCAAGGUGGUUAGGGACAAACGCACCAAUAAGAGCAAAGGUUAUGGCUUCAUCAGCUUCUCCGACCCGCAAGAUUACAUUAGAGCCAUGAAGGAGAUGAAUGGGAAGUACGUGGGUUCGCGUCCCAUCAAGCUGAGGAAGAGCACGUGGAAAGACCGCAACGUGGACAUGGUGCAGAAGAAACAGAGGGAGAAGCAACUACUGGGCCUCAAGUAAACACACACACACACACACACACACACACACACACACACACACACACACACACACACACACACACACACACACACACACACACACACACACACACACAC